AGUGCAACCAUAAUUUCAUUGAAUCGGACAAAUUUUGUAAACAAUUCGAAGGCAAACUAAGUUCUGCAAUAUGGAAAAGGAGCAACAGCCCACAACAUCAACGCACAAUCAGUUGCUGGACUCGCCACGUGGUCCAACAUUGUCCACCAGUACAUCCAGCUUUGAGGCUUUGGAUGCACACGACCCGAAUUUGAGUAGAUUGGCCACGAUAAUGUUUCGCAAGACUGAGGAAUACAUUACUCAGGAGCUAAAUGGUCCACUCGAGGACUACAAACUGCUGGAGGAGAUGAAUAAGGCUACAAUUGCCAAGUACAAGGAUAUGAGCCAAAUAGCCGACAAUCUCAGUGUUUCGACAAAUGAGCUCAGCCUAAAAUUCCAGCAGUUGGCCCCGCUGAUGCAGCAAAUUGAUGAAAUAUCUGACACAGUGGACAAGCUGGAAGCGGCAGCCUACAAAUUGGAUGCGUAUAGCAUAGCACUGGAGAAUCGUGUCAAGUGCGUCUUAAAGCGCAAGUCGGGUGCGAACACGACGCAAUAAAAAUCGGCUAAGUCUAAGACAAAAAACAUUAUAGAGUAUAUUUAUUUCAAUAGUCUCUACAUUAUCCAAGUAAUAAUUUAAAUAUAAUCGCUAUUAUAUUAAGAAA
Scaptodrosophila lebanonensis is the source of this 641-nucleotide messenger RNA. It is a transcript of the gene Blos2, whose product is annotated as biogenesis of lysosome-related organelles complex 1 subunit 2. The transcript has a single exon. Gene Ontology annotation, cellular component: BORC complex; BLOC-1 complex; gamma-tubulin complex. The record is from RefSeq and is a predicted model, not a curated record. Lineage: Eukaryota; Metazoa; Arthropoda; Insecta; Diptera; Drosophilidae. Gene Ontology annotation, biological process: endosomal transport; lysosome localization. Gene Ontology annotation, molecular function: gamma-tubulin binding. Bases 71 to 535 code for a protein of 154 amino acids.